UUGCUUUAUUUCCAGGAAGCAACAUGCGAACCUCCCGUGGAUUCAGCUUCCCUUCCAUUGGAACAUCGAGGCGGCGCGUACGGCCCUCCCCUCCCGCCCGCACAUUCAGACGACCCCUGGCCCCUCGCCACACCAGACAGCCCGAAAAUAAAACACCUACAAGUCCAAUGCGAAAAAACACAUAUGCGAGUCAACAUAGAAUUCGACCGUCCCUUCUACGGAAUGAUAUUCUCCAAGGGAUUCUACAGCGAUCCUCAUUGUAUGCACCUCAAACCUGGCACGGGACAUCUGAGCGCCACGUUUGAAAUAUUCCUCAACAGUUGCGGCAUGUCCAGCUCUGCUAACCAUAACGUCGCAACUUACGGCAGUCCGACACCGAGCGGCUCAUACGUUGAAAACACAAUCAUAGUCCAAUACGACCCAUAUGUUCAAGAAGUGUGGGAUCAAGCGCGAAAGUUGAGAUGCACGUGGUACGACUUUUACGAGAAAGCAGUCACGUUCAGGCCUUUCCAAGUUGAUAUGUUACACGCUGUUACAGCUAACUUUCUCGGGGACAAUUUGCAAUGCUGGAUGCAAAUACAAGUCGGAAAAGGGCCUUGGGCAUCGGAAGUGUCGGGUAUAGUUAAAAUAGGACAAACUAUGACAAUGGUUCUUGCUAUCAAAGAUGACGAAAAUAAAUUCGAUAUGCUCGUAAGAAACUGCGUGGCCCAUGAUGGAAAACGGGCGCCGAUUCAGCUAGUUGACCAAUACGGAUGUGUCGUGAGGCCGAAGAUUAUGAGUAAAUUCCAGAAAAUAAAGAACUUCGGUCCGUCAGCCUCCGUAGUAUCAUUCGCAUACUUCCAAGCGUUCAAAUUCCCCGACUCCAUGAAUGUUCACUUCCAGUGUGUAAUCCAGGUGUGUCGCUAUAAUUGCCCUGAACCAAAGUGCGGAGGGCUAGGUGCUGAUUAUGGAGUGCCUUUACUUGGUGGAAACGCAUUAAGUUCUGGAGAAUAUGGUUUACCAAACGCGGGACAUGGCGAAUACGGUCCCCCGCCGCCAGUACCUCACUCAGAGUAUGGAGUACCCCCCGCAUUCCCGGACCCUAGACAUCCAGCCGACGUUGCUGGGGCAUACUCUGAAAAACGUGACGACACCGUACCUCCACCCCAAGCGCAGGUUUCAUCAACCCCUAACGCACCUAGUCCAUCAUCACCCGCACCCUCUCGAGACGAAGAUGACGUCAAUCUACCUCCGCCUCCUCCACCAGGAAGACGAGGAGUGUACAACACGGUCAAACGAAAGGACGAGGGACACCCCAAUCUGGCAACAUUAGGCGGACGGCCUAGAUCUGUGGAAGACCUACCAGAAAGUUUGGUCGGAAUAAGAAGGAGACGAGAGACAUCAGUAUCAGCGACGACUCGCAUAUACAAACGGGACGCUCAAGAAAUGACAGAUGUGAAUACGAGCCGAACCAUACAAGUGGUUGCACCGGGUGACGUGAACUUCGCUUUAAACAACGCGGCGACAAACGAAACCGUAGUCAUACAAUCGCCAGCGAGUGAUCCGGAGACCAUAUGUAUGUCCGUGCCAUCGUUCGUAGCUGGGCUCGUCAUGUUACUCCUAGUGUUAGUGGUAGCUUCUCUAGUGGCCGCAUUCCUUUUCGUCCGCGUCCGCGCUCUCGAUAGGAAAGGCGCGCACGGAGCGGCCGCUUACUACGAAACGGAUUACGUUAAACACACGAAUUAA
Danaus chrysippus (African queen) is the source of this 1725-nucleotide messenger RNA. Lineage: Eukaryota; Metazoa; Arthropoda; Insecta; Lepidoptera; Nymphalidae. The record is from the annotation of a GenBank genome assembly.